Trametes versicolor FP-101664 SS1 is the source of this 816-nucleotide messenger RNA. RefSeq lists its product as uncharacterized. The transcript is spliced from 3 exons. Gene Ontology annotation, biological process: DNA repair; DNA alkylation repair. Gene Ontology annotation, cellular component: nucleus. NCBI's taxonomy places the organism in Eukaryota, Fungi, Basidiomycota, Agaricomycetes, Polyporales, Polyporaceae. The record is from RefSeq and is a predicted model, not a curated record. Gene Ontology annotation, molecular function: dioxygenase activity. The coding region runs from base 1 to 816 and encodes 271 amino acids.
AUGGAAGAGGCCUGCCAGAUCAUCGAGCAUAUCGUAAACGCAGAGAUGCGCAAACGUCAACGCUUUCCGCUCGAAUGGGGAGGGCAUACGAGCGACAAAGACGCAGAGCCUCUUCUCUGGCGUGCCAACGUCGCGGCAUCCAAUUGCUAUGCAGGCGCGAAGGAGAACAUCUGCUUUCACUCCGACCAGCUAACCCACCUGGGUCCCUACCCAACCAUCGCUAGUCUUAGUCUUGGUGUAGGCCGUACCUUCCGGCUGCGUGAGGUCGUACCAUCAGACGAGAAGGACGAUCGCUCAGCUCGGACAUUCAAUAUCCCCCUACGGCACAACUCUCUGGUCAUCAUGCACGCAUCGACGCAGGAAAAGUUUAAACAUGCUGUCCCUCCCCAAAACAGUAUCGACAUGUUCCACCCGCCCUUUCCUCCGCCGCCCUCGCUCACGGACGACAAGACACGGCUGGCGAAGUUGCAGGGUGCAUCGAACGUGCGAAUCAACGUCACCUUCCGCUUCUUCCGUCCCGACUUUCUCUCGCGCACGAUCCCGAGAUGCGACUGCAGCAUUCCUUGUAUUCUGCGCCCUGAUAUGAAGAACCGGUACCCACACGAGACCGGCAACGAUUUGGAAGGCGGAACGUCGACGCAAGCUUCUCCUCCUGGGGCAUCUAGCGGAGGGACACGCGGUAUGAAGGCAGCGGUAACAAGGUAUUGGUGGGCGUGUGCGGUGGGUGGUAGAAACGACGGGAAGGGCUGCAAGUACUGGAAGAUGAUGGACGUCAAGGUUGAAGGAAGAGGCCCGUUUGCUGCUGAAGUGCAUUGA